AAAUAUUUCAAAGUUGCAAAUAAUAAAAAUCGGAGGUAAUAUUUCUUUACAAGGGUAGAGUGUGUGAAUAAUAUUACUCGGUAUUAAAAAAAAGGAAAAAAUACAUAUAGAGGGGACAUAAUAAAACCAUGGUAAACAAAAUUAAGCAUUUAUUUAAAGAAAUUAAUAAAAAAAAAGCAUGAACUUUUUCAAUUUUAGUUGCAGUAUCCACAAACACCAUAUUACCCAAUCACAACCCACCACCUUCAAUACCCUUUGCUCAGUUUUCUCUCUCCAGCUCUGUCUCUGCUCUGCCUUGUCUCUGAAAGAUCUCCCCUUUCUUUUAUUUCUAUUUUAUUUUCCCUUUUUUUUUUUUUCAUUUUUUCCCUCCUCUUUCUUUGUGCAUAGAUGUGCUAAAAUUUAGAUUCAUUCCUUGAACCUCGCUACCUUUGCUUUUUUACGUUUUUGGCCCUUUAUUACUUUCCCUCCUCUGUGCCUUCUCUUUACUUUGCUGCUCAAACCUCAAGAAAAAAUUAAAAAGAAAAAAAGAAGGGAAAAAAAGGAAAAAGAAAAAAGAAGAAAGAACAGAUCUUUCUCUUUCUCCUCCUUUUUUUCUAAUUUUUGUGUUGAUUUUUCUGAAUUUUCUCACUCCUACAAAUUCCUCUGCUUCCACAAUCACUCUGUUUCCUCACUUGGGUCUUUCCAUUUUCAGCUCUUCUGAAACCCCCUUUUUUUGAAACCUUCUAUUUUCUUCACAAAAUUAACUCCUCUGUUUUUCUGAACUUUCCUGAUCUGGGUUUUAGCAGCUUGAAGUGAAACUAUCACUUGUUAGAUUUCCACCUUCUACUAUUAUUAUUAGCUCAAGCUUCUGUCUUGCAAUUCAGAAAGAAAAAAAAAAAAUCAUUCUCAUGAUUAGUUUUUUUCUGGGAUGAUUAGUUGACUAAUUAGUUCAAACACCCUCAAAUUCUGUUUCUACCCAAGAUUUUUAUUUUGAUUUAAUAAAAAUAUAAAAAUAAAAAUUUCCCAUGUUUGGGAUAUUUUUGAUAGAUUUUCUCUGAUAUUGGCAUAGGUGGGUCUUUUUCUAGAUUCCUCAAGAGGGGGUAGGCAUAUUAUGCAAGAGUAAAAAAAAAAAAAAAAAACAGAAAAAAAGAAAAGAGGUGGGAGUAUUCUGAUUCCUUUCUAAUGCUCCUGCUCUCUCUUUCUUUAAUUCUCUAAAAUUGGCAUUGUAAAAUCUCAACCUCUACAUUUUUCUCUUUCUUUCUCUGUCUCUCCACCUCAUUUUUACUCAAGAAAUGAAGUCAAAACUGUCUCUUUGACAACCCCCAAGAAAUAAAUUUUUUGUCAAAAAAACACCCCAACAAAAAUUUCAUAAAAAAUAGAGUAAAUUAAAAGUGGGGUAAGUCCAAUUUUUGUGCUAAUUUGAUGAAGUGGGAGAUGGAAGUUUUAUCAUCAUACCUAUCAUCUGCAAGCUGGUUGAUUGAUGAAAGUAGGAGCACAAGUUGGACACAAGCAGAAAACAAGAUAUUUGAGAAUGCUCUUGCAGUUUAUGAUAAAGACACUCCAGAUCGUUGGCAAAAAGUGGCAGCUAUGCUUCCUGGUAAAACAGUUGGUGAUGUGAUCAAACAAUACAAGGAAUUAGAAGAUGAUGUUAGUAAUAUUGAAGCUGGUUUAGUCCCAAUUCCUGGUUAUGAUAUUGAUGCUGCCUCAGCUUUCACCUUAGAAUGGGUUAAUCACAAUGGUUAUGAUGCUUACAAGCAUACUUAUAGCCCUGGUGGCAAGCGGGGGCCGCCCGGCGCUCGGCCCCCGGAUCAAGAGAGGAAGAAGGGGGUUCCAUGGACUGAAGAAGAGCAUAAGUUGUUCUUAAUGGGGUUGAAGAAAUAUGGGAAAGGAGAUUGGAGAAACAUUUCAAGGAAUUUUGUGGUAACAAGGACUCCAACCCAAGUAGCUAGCCAUGCACAAAAAUACUUCAUAAGGCAGUUAUCAGGAGGGAAAGACAAGAGAAGAGCUAGUAUUCAUGAUAUAACAACUGUUAAUCUAGAAAAUGAAGCUCUUUCACCAGAUAAUAACAGCAAGAGGUCUAAUUCACCAGAGCAGUCCACAAUAACAGUGCAAACCCAACAGCAGGCGAAUUCGAUCACGAUGCCUAAAACACAUUUCCAGUGGGAUCAAUCAAACAACGGAACAGCCAUUGCUUUCGAUUCGAUGCAGGGUAACUUGUACAUGGCACCCUAUGGUGUUGGCUCAUAUGGGUUAAAAGUGCAAGGGCAGAAUUUGCAGAGGGGUGAUUAUCUAGAAAAUUAUGUAGGAGCUCAAAGCAUGGGUUUCCAGAUUCAACCAACACAGCACUAUCCUCAUGGAUGACAUGGGAGUUUAAUUAGUGUUAUUAACAAGGAUGUUGUCUUAAUCUUAGUAGUUUGUACUGUUUGCAUCUUUGUUUUUGGGGUUUCUUAAUUUUUAUGUUUUCUAGAAGAUAGCUGUGUUUUUGUCUCUCUGCAUGGUAUUGUCUAUGUGAAUAUUAUUAGUCCAUGAUAUUCAAAUUAUAAGUGAAAGAGACGCAAAAGAUUAUAAUUUGGCUUAGAAUAUGGAAAAUGUUGGAUUUUGUAGAGCUAAUUCUAAUGAUUUUUAUUCCAAAUGGAAUUUUCCCUUG
Messenger RNA from Chenopodium quinoa (quinoa), 2626 nucleotides. Its product is annotated as transcription factor DIVARICATA-like. The transcript is spliced from 2 exons. Bases 1402 to 2340 code for a protein of 312 amino acids. The record is from RefSeq and is a predicted model, not a curated record. NCBI's taxonomy places the organism in Eukaryota, Viridiplantae, Streptophyta, Magnoliopsida, Caryophyllales, Amaranthaceae. Gene Ontology annotation, molecular function: DNA binding.